AUGACAAAGAGCAAGAAAGGCAUUUUAGAUUCGAGUUUAGAUGUAAUAGGCGACACGCCGCUGAUCCGGCUCGACAAGGUGGCAGCGCGGCAUUCGAUACGGUGCAAUUUGCUGGGCAAAGUCGAGGCGUACUCGCCUGGCGGCAGUCUCAAAGACCGGAUAGCGGAGCGGAUGAUUGACGAGGCGGAGCGUGCGGGCGAGCUAGUGCGUGGGCAGAGUACCAUAAUAGAGCCAACGUCCGGCAACACGGGCAUCGGGUUGUGUCUAGUGGCAGCACGGCUCGGGUACAAGGUAAUGAUAGCGAUACCGGAUAAAAUGAGCAGCGAGAAGGUCACAGUGAUGCGAGCACUCGGCGCACACAUUAUACGUACUCCCAAUGAUGCUCCGAGCGACUCCCCCAAUAGUAACAUAGGCGUGGCGAAGCGACUGGUACGCCAAGUAGACGGCGGAGUCAUGCUUAACCAGUACACUAACAGACAUAAUGCACUUGCUCACGAACUGGGCACAUCUGUAGAAAUAGCUCGCGAUAUUCAGUUCUCAUUGGGCCACGAUGCCAUCGCAGACGCUGUCGUCAGCGGCGUGGGUACGGGUGGGACUAUCACUGGGGUAGCGCGCGGAUUGCGCACUCACAACUCAUCUCACUCCCCAACCAACGGUUUCAGAGAUGGGCUCUUUGUCGUGGGCGUUGAUCCUCUCGGUAGUUCACUUGCUUUGCCCGAGUCGCUGAAUGGAGAAACACACGCUUAUGCUGUUGAAGGCAUCGGCUAUGACUUCCUCCCAGACACACUCGAUAGAAGUGUUGUAGAUGUCUGGGUCAAGACGGGCGACGAGGAGUCUUUCGAUUGCACGCGUCAGCUUAUCCGCGAAGAAGGCCUGCUCGUUGGUGGGUCUGCGGGGAGCUGCUUAGCGGGUGCACUACAGUUCUUUCGUACCGAACAGGGCAGCGCCAUCUCCCAAGACCCUUCCAAGACAGUGGUGCUCAUAUUUGCAGAUUCUAUCCGCAACUACAUAAGCAAGGCGUGGUUAGUAGACUAA
Molecule: messenger RNA, 1035 nt
Organism: Wallemia ichthyophaga EXF-994
Lineage: Eukaryota; Fungi; Basidiomycota; Wallemiomycetes; Wallemiales; Wallemiaceae
Product: Cystathionine beta-synthase
Exons: 3
Coding region: 1-1035 (344 amino acids)
Cellular component (GO): cytoplasm
Molecular function (GO): cystathionine beta-synthase activity; cysteine synthase activity
Source: RefSeq, a predicted model, not a curated record